Habropoda laboriosa is the source of this 574-nucleotide messenger RNA. Its product is annotated as vesicle transport protein SFT2A. Lineage: Eukaryota; Metazoa; Arthropoda; Insecta; Hymenoptera; Apidae. The transcript is spliced from 4 exons. The coding region runs from base 1 to 483 and encodes 160 amino acids. Gene Ontology annotation, cellular component: membrane. Gene Ontology annotation, biological process: vesicle-mediated transport. The record is from RefSeq and is a predicted model, not a curated record.
AUGUAUAAACUAAGAAGAGCUCUAAGUGGAAAUGAACAGGAUGAAGAAAGUAGAAUUGUUGGUCAGGUUAUGGACCAAACUACAUUAAGUUGUUCUACUCGAAUGAAAGGUUUUGCUAUUUGUUUUAUUAUUGGCAUUCUUUUCUCCUUCCUUGGAUCCUUUGCUUUAUUUUUACAUAGAGGACUUACAGUAUUUGCUGUAUUCUAUACUCUAGGGAAUAUCAUCUCAUUAGCAAGCACAUGUUUUUUAAUGGGUCCAUUCAAUCAACUUAAGAAGAUGUUUGCAGCAACAAGAAUAAUUGCAACUGUGUUAGUAUUUGUUGCUAUUGCAAUGACAUUAUUUGCGGCUUUACAUCUGAAGAACCCUGGAUUGGCUCUUUUGUUUAUAAUUAUGCAGUCAUUGGCAAUGACAUGGUAUUCUUUGUCUUACAUUCCCUAUGCACGUAGUGUUGCAAAAAUAACUGUGGAAUCAUGUAUUACAUGAAAAAGGCUGCAAAAGAUGCAGUACAAUAUUGCACUUAAUAAACAUGUUGAAAUUUCUACAUUAUUAUUCCAUGUUGCACAAGAACUAUGAA